Molecule: messenger RNA, 1480 nt
Organism: Teleopsis dalmanni
Lineage: Eukaryota; Metazoa; Arthropoda; Insecta; Diptera; Diopsidae
Product: putative nuclease HARBI1
Exons: 5
Coding region: 107-1273 (388 amino acids)
Source: RefSeq, a predicted model, not a curated record
UAAGUGUAAAGAAACAUUCAAAAACAGCUGAUUUAUGUAAACAUCGGAAUUCUUUCUUCAUUGAAAUUUGCAAUAAGUUGAAAAUAAAUUUAAAGAACUGGAGAAAAUGAAAAAAAGGGGUGGCAAUAAAAUUAAUUUGAGAAAAGUACCUAAGAAAAAACACCGCAUGGCAGAUAGUGAAAUAUAUAAUGUAGGAAUCAAAAAGGGUACAUGUAUUUCUCGAAAAACUGCAGUCAGUAUUUUAUAUAAAGCCGCGCUGGUUUUAUUACGCUGUGAUUCUGACACUGAAUCCGAAAGCGAAGAAGAAAAUGAUGAUGAAUUUUUGUACCACCUGAGUAAAUAUGAUGAGCUAAUUGCAAUUAUUUGCGCACAAGAUGAAAUUAAGAAUCAUAAAAACUAUAUUGAAAAUAUUCUACAGACUUAUACAGAGGAAAAAUUUCGAUACCGUUUUCGGUUGUCGUCAGAGGUUUUCGCAAGCAUUGUAGAUAUGUUCGGUAAAAGCGACACGUAUAUAGCCCUACGCGCAGAUAAACGCUUAACAGCAAAAACAUAUGUUGCUGUUUUCUUGUGGUUUGCUGGCGACGAUAAAUGCAACUUUAGAGUUCUUGCUAAUCGUUUUAAACUGUCUAUAUCUAGUAUAUCAAGAAUAAUUGAUAGGGUGACCUUCUUUUUGAGUUCUUUGAGUUCAAAAACAAUUAGUUGGCCAACUAAACAAAAAAAGAUAGAAACAAGUGAAUUCUUUAGCGAAAUGGGUUUCUCCAAGGCGAUUGGUUGUAUUGAUUGUGCUCGUAUCGCUAUUGAUACACCUGCCGAUCGCAAGCAUAAUUUCAUAGACACGGAGGGCCAAAGUACUAUAUGUGUGCAAGGAAUUUGUGAUGAGAACAAAAAAUUUUUGGAUGUGUUUGUAGGAUAUCCAGGCUCAUGCCGUGAUAAGUUGGUCUUUCAAAACUCAGUCAUCUACAAACAACUGCCAACCAACUGUAAAAAUUUUUACCUGCUAGGGGAUUCCGCGUAUCCAUGUCUUGAAAAUUUGAUUACUCCAUACAAUGAUAAUGAGCGUUUGACAAGGAUACAGAAAAAAUUUAAUAUAAAACAUAGCUAUGCACGUAUGUCAAUAGACAAUGCAUUUGGAAUGUUGAAACAGCGAUUCCGACAAUUAUAUCACUGCAAGUUGAAAGGAACGCAGAAGCUGUGCCAUUUUAUAAUGGCAUGUUGUGUAUUGCAUAACAUUGCUGACGAAAAUGACCUUCAGUUUGUUUAUGAAAUAAAUUAAGAGGACCCCAAACUCUCUGAUGAAACUGGACAUAUCGCCGAGAGAUGCUACUCUAAAACAAUAAUUGAAAAGGUAAAUGUUAGAUUUCAGGCGUGCAACGUAUACUUAUUGCUAUUUCGUAAUUUGCAUCCAAUUUCGUGAAUUAAAUUAAAUUUAUUAAAAAAAGUGUGGGCACAAUAAAUUUGUAAUUUAAUUUUAAUUAAAAUG